Hemicordylus capensis (graceful crag lizard) is the source of this 671-nucleotide messenger RNA. RefSeq names its product antioxidant 1 copper chaperone (gene ATOX1). The record is from RefSeq and is a predicted model, not a curated record. Gene Ontology annotation, biological process: copper ion transport. Gene Ontology annotation, molecular function: copper chaperone activity; metal ion binding. Gene Ontology annotation, cellular component: cytosol. The transcript has 4 exons. Bases 158 to 364 code for a protein of 68 amino acids. NCBI's taxonomy places the organism in Eukaryota, Metazoa, Chordata, Lepidosauria, Squamata, Cordylidae.
AAGAAAAAAAUCUGCUACAGGGGAGGCUUUGAGGAGGUGGGGUAGCGGUCGGUGGGAGGAGCUCGGCCUGGUGGCCUUUCCCUUCGCAGAGGCUCGGAAAGAGCUGACUUACUCCGCUGAACGGAAGGCUUGGAGGCUUCCAGGAGCAGCCGCUGCCAUGCCGAAACGUGAGUUCUUCGUUGACAUGACUUGUGAAGGGUGCUCCAAUGCUGUCUCUCGUGUUCUCAACAAGCUGGGAGGUGUUCAGUUUGAUAUUGAUCUCCCCAACAAGAAAGUGACUAUCGAUUCUGAGCACAAUGUGGACACCUUGUUGGACACUCUGAAGAAAACUGGGAAAAAUGCCUCCUUUGUAGGAGAGAAGUAACUGCAUAGGAAGGCCUGGUUGUGGGGAAGCUGCUGUGAUCAGGAAAGCAAUGCUUAACAUGGCUCCAGUAAGAAGGUGGCUGUUUACUCUUCUGUGCAAUUAUCUUCCUUUGACUGCAGUUGCUCUGCCAGAUGUUGGAGAAGAGAGGAAGGGUGGAAGGAAGAAAUGGCUUUCAGGGCAGAGGGGGAAGGACUAAGGUGCAUUUUGACCACAAUGGCCCAAGUCAUCUCCUACAAAACAUAGUGUUUGUGCAUUUUUCUUUCUGAACUUGAAAUAAAGCAAGGAGCUGCUGCUUUUUUCCAAUAAA